Cyprinus carpio (common carp) is the source of this 1758-nucleotide messenger RNA. RefSeq names its product translocation associated membrane protein 2 (gene tram2). Gene Ontology annotation, cellular component: endoplasmic reticulum membrane. Gene Ontology annotation, biological process: protein insertion into ER membrane; SRP-dependent cotranslational protein targeting to membrane, translocation. NCBI's taxonomy places the organism in Eukaryota, Metazoa, Chordata, Actinopteri, Cypriniformes, Cyprinidae. The record is from RefSeq and is a predicted model, not a curated record.
CGCAGUGCGCUCGCUGAAGUUUGGAGUGAUUCGUGGAAGUUUUAGAUUUGGAGGAAAAAAAGCACGGCUGAAAAUCGGGAACUUGUAAAAUGGCUUUUCGCAGGAGAAACAAGAGUUAUCCUUUCUUCAGCCAAGAGUUUCUCAUUCAGAAUCACGCGGACAUUGUGUUUAGUUUGGUGAUCUUUGUUUUGAUUGGACUGAUGUUUGAGACAACAGCGAAAACAGCCAUUUUAUUCAUCCAGCCUCAGUAUAACAUCAGCACCAUGAGCACAGAUGGAGAGGUGACUCUGUAUCAUUAUGGAUGGAAAGACUGUGCCACUGUCCUCUUCUAUCUUUGUAUCACCAUCAUUCUUCACGCGGUGGUGCAGGAGUAUGUGCUAGAUAAAGUAAACCGACGUCUGCAUCUGUCAAAGAGUAAAAACACAAAGUUUAAUGAAUCUGGGCAGCUGUGUGUGUUUUACCUGGUGUCCAGUUUAUGGAGUCUCUACGUCAUCGCCACAGAGGGAUACAUUCUGCAUCCCAGCAGCCUUUGGGAGAAUUAUCCUCAUGUUCACCUGAGGUUUCAGGUGAAGUUUUUCUACCUCACACAGCUGGCGUACUGGUUUCACACACUACCUGAGCUUUACUUCCAGAAAGUAAGAAAGGAGGAAAUCCCACGUCAGCUGCAGUAUGUCAGUCUUUAUCUGUUACACAUUCUGGCUGCAUAUCUGUUAAAUUUGACGCGGGUCGGGCUGGUUUUGUUGUUUCUGCAGUAUCUUUCUGAGAUGGGUUUCCAUCUGUCUCGACUGUUUUACUUCGUUGAUGAAAACCAGCACAAAAUGUUUGAGAUGUGGUCUGUUGGGUUCGUCCUGACCCGGAUGAUCACUCUGACUCUGAUGUUCCUGGCUGUGGGCUUCGGUUUGGCUCGUUCUGAAAACCAGAUGCUUGAUUUGGAGACGGGAAACUUCAACACUCUUUCUAUCAGGCUGCUGGUGUUGUUCGUGGUGUGUUUCACUCAAUCAUGGCUGCUCUGGAAGUUCUUCCGUUUCCAGCUGAGCCGAACACGCGAGCUGAGACUGGAGCAGGCGGCCCGGAAGAGAGCGGCCGCUAAACAGCAGAUGCAGCGCACGCUCAAACGGGAUUCAGUUGGUCACCAUGAGAAUGGACUGAUUAAAGCAGAGAACGGCACAUCUCCUCGUCUCAAGAAGAUCAAGGCGCCGUAAACUUCAGCCCCAUUCCAGCGCAUGGCCUCCACACAUCGAGGGCACAGGAACAGGAAAAUGUUCAUCUGCCUGCUGCUUCCUGUUUCCACAUCAAGAGAAGUGCAUGUGGCAUUUCUCAGAGGAAGUGACGAUGGCACCCUCAGCGGGCUCUGGUCAACGUACUAAACUUCUCUUUCCAGUUUCAGUAUUCAUGUAAUUUCUUCUGCAUAUGUUUGUAAACUUCACUCAGUCUUUCUUUAUUAAAGCGCUGUUUUGAGGUUGGUCUGUAUCUGCAUGUCUUGAGGUACAAAAGACCGUAGGCUUGACACUCAACGUAUUGAGAUGAUUUGAAUCUGAGGUGUUAUUUUGAGACUUCACACAUUCUGGGUUUGUAAUGAACAAAAGACUUGCAUGACAAUCCAAAAAAAAAAAAAAAAACAGCAAAAGAAACAUUGGAAAAUCAAGUGUUGUAGUAGUGAAAUGUCUUUGAACACACAGCUUUGUACGUUUAUGCAGUUUGAUAUGUGAUUGUAUAUGACAAUGCUUUAUAAAUAUUGAACAUUUUUGAAUAGUUAAA